This is a messenger RNA of Drosophila ananassae, 1653 nucleotides long. Its product is annotated as facilitated trehalose transporter Tret1. Gene Ontology annotation, molecular function: transmembrane transporter activity. Gene Ontology annotation, biological process: transmembrane transport. The transcript has 8 exons. The record is from RefSeq and is a predicted model, not a curated record. Lineage: Eukaryota; Metazoa; Arthropoda; Insecta; Diptera; Drosophilidae. Gene Ontology annotation, cellular component: membrane. Bases 8 to 1453 code for a protein of 481 amino acids.
UAAAUAUAUGACAGAAGAAGAGUUUGACAGUCCAUUUACAUUUUUUCAAAAUUUGUCAUGUUUACUUAAAAUUCAAGUUCAAAAAAGGGACAAUUUUAAAAUUAUAGAAUAUGUUAGAUUGGCGCCGAUGCCGUUGGCAAAUCAUAGCCACAUUGGAGAGUAUGUGUCCAUUAUGACGCUAUCACAUGGGAUUGCUCUUGGAUGGUUAUCCCCGAUUGCUGCUCACCUUGCGUCCGACAAAACACCUCUAGAGGAAAAACUAAACGUCUAUCAGGCUUCAUGGGUUGGCAGUUUAAUUGCAAUCGGAGCCUUUUUUUCCAAUAUAUUCACAGGAAUUCCUCUUUAUUACUGUGGACGAAAGCCGGUUAUGUAUUUUUUAGCUUUUCCACAUGCAAUUCAUUGGAUUCUAAUUUACUUUGCGACAAGUGUAACAUACCUUUACGUAGCUCGGUUUUUGGCGGGAAUGACAGGAGGCUCAAUCCUUAUUGUAUUCCCCAUAUUUGUAUCCGAAAUCGCAGAUACUAACAUCCGUGGAGCUCUCACGUCAACGAUCAUUUGUGCUACAUCUACUGGAGUUCUGCUUGGGUUUACUUUGGGUCAUUUCUUAGAUUACAGUGUUCUUCCUUGCAUAAUGUUACUACUACCGCUAAUAUAUCUGGCAUCAAUAACAUUUCUACCAGAAACGCCAUUGUUUCUGAUAAGAGCCGGUAAGACAGAAAAGGCUGAAAAGUCCUUUUACUUUUACAAAAAUUUGUCUGACGAAGAUGCAGAAACUAAGAAGCAAUUUAAAGAAUUUGAGGAGGGACAUUCUAUCGUAGUCGAACAAGUUAGUGUCAGCGACUACUGCAACAAGGAAGCGUGGAAAGCUUAUGGCCUGAUCUAUGUUCUUUUAUUUACCCACCAGAUGUCGGGAAACUUUGCCAUAAUAACUUAUGCCACAACUAUUUUCAAACAUCUCAACAACGAUUUUCAUGUAAAUCUGAGUGCCAUUGGUCUCGGGGUUUCCCAACUACUGGGCAUGAUGAUCGCCAUUGUUCUGGUAGAUCGAGUAGGUCGUCGCAUCCUUCUCCUGAGCUCUAUGGCCGGAAUGGCUGCAGGUGAACUGACUAUAGUCUGCCUUAAGUACUUUGCCUCCAUGCAGUUUCUGAAGGAGCAUGGAUGGUUUGGACUGGUCACAAUGUGCUUAAUAAGCUUGAUCGCGGGCAUUGGUGUGGGAUCUUUGACAUUUUUGGUUGUCGUCGAGCUCUUGCCCCACAAGAUUAUUUCGAUUGGCUGUUCAAUGUGCAUGGUCCAGCUCAGUAUCUUUGCAUUUAUGACUCUGAAGAUAUAUCCUGUGAUGAUUGAAGAACAUGGUCUUGGUCCCACUAUGUUGAUGUCAGCGUCGGUGCUUCUCGUUGCUUUAACAAUACUAGGAAUAUUUUUACCAGAAACAAAAAACAAAAAAUUGGCAUAAUAUAUCUAAUAGCGGUAGAUAUUUUUGGAUAACGCCCCUCAAAAAUUCUCUUUCAGUCAGAAGAUUGGUGGUUCUAAAGGUCAAUUCUACUUAAAUUAUUUACAAUUAUUAUACAAUUUUAUAAACCCAUCCUUGAAAUCGACAAUUUAUCUUGUAUUUAAUUAAUAAAAUUCGACUUUAUUCCUAUGGCUUGCACAGCA